AUGAGUUACCCGCCACCUGGACCACCGCCAUCUUACUACGGGCCCCCGCCACCGUGGCCUCACCCCCCGCACCACCCUCCUCACCAUCCAGCACACCACCCCCCACACCAUCCCUCGCUUUCUGGUACGCACUACCCUCCAUCGCACUCCUACCCGCCGCUAGACCACGGACAAACAACCGCGCCCUACCCCGUCUUCGUGCCAGGAACGAUGAUGGUGCCAGUGCCAGUACACCAGGACGCGCCCAGCCAGCCGACGUACAUAACUAACUACAUAUACCACGGCGAGUCCUCCAACAACCCCGGGUCGGAGAUGGUCCAGAUCGCGGAGACCUCUGGCGACUUCGACUGGGUGCCAACAACAUCCACCACGGCGGGCCACCUCACGGGGAAGGCGGUGCUAGGCGGCCAUGAGGGUUGGGACGGGAGCCCACUGUGGGUGAUAAGGGCGUGGCACAACGGCGACUUGAUACCCGGCAAGCUAUCGGUGAGACACAACGCCGCGUCGGUCAUGUACAGCGGGAAGGAGAUACCGGUGCAGAACAUAGAGGUGCUCUGCUCGAAGCCGGAGAACUUGAGGUGGGUGCCGGCGUCGAACGGGAACGUGCCUCCAGGUGCGAUACCUGGCGGCAAAACAGCGUCCGGUGAGACGCUGUACGUCGGCCGCGCGAGGCACCAGAUGUCCAUAACCCCUGGAAAGGUGCACCCCAGUCACAACGCGUGCUACAUCGGUUUCGGCGGCGCGGAAGUAGUACACAAGAUGUACGACGUCCUUUGCAGAAUCAGU
Messenger RNA from Iphiclides podalirius (scarce swallowtail), 786 nucleotides. The record is from the annotation of a GenBank genome assembly. NCBI's taxonomy places the organism in Eukaryota, Metazoa, Arthropoda, Insecta, Lepidoptera, Papilionidae.